This is a messenger RNA of Thecamonas trahens ATCC 50062, 3810 nucleotides long. RefSeq names its product myosin-Ia. Gene Ontology annotation, biological process: actin filament organization; vesicle transport along actin filament. Gene Ontology annotation, molecular function: microfilament motor activity; actin filament binding; ATP binding. The transcript has a single exon. Lineage: Eukaryota; Apusomonadida; Apusomonadidae. Gene Ontology annotation, cellular component: cytoplasm; myosin complex; vesicle. The record is from RefSeq and is a predicted model, not a curated record. The coding region runs from base 5 to 3784 and encodes 1259 amino acids.
GCCAAUGAGCCAGGAGCCGGCCAUGGCUGACCAUGGAGGGACAAGCGAGGCUGCGGUGGCUGGCCCCGCUGGCGGCUGCGUGGCAGUUCACGACUUGGUCCUGCUGGACAAAGCCGACGUGCCGACGGUAGCCAAGACGCUGGAGCAGCGGUUUGUGGACGGAGCGGUGUACACAUGCAUCUCGAGCGUGGUCCUUGCCGUCAACCCUUUCCGCCGGCCCGACGGCCUUUACGGGCCGAGUGUGAUGGAGGGCUACUUUGGCAAGGCCGCACGGUCUCAGCCGCCGCACAUCUACGCCCUGGCCAACGACGCGUACCACGCCAUGCUCGAGACAAACGUCUCGCAGACUAUCAUCAUCUCGGGCGAGUCGGGCGCAGGUAAGACCGAGUCGUCGCGCAUCUGCAUGCACUUUAUCGCUGCUGUCUCGGGCAACCGUGCCGCUGACGUUGACUCUGUCAAGGACUCGCUCCUCGGCUCCAAUCCAAUUCUGGAGGCCUUUGGCAAUGCACAGACGCUACGGAACGACAACUCGUCGCGGUUCGGCAAGUUUAUGGAGAUCCAGUUUGACGCCCGCGGCUCGCCGCUCGGCGGCUGCGUCUCGGUCUACCUGCUCGAAAAGUCGAGGGUUGUCCGUCCUGCGCCCGGCGAGCGCUCGUUCCACGCCUUCUACUUUAUGCUCGCCGGCGCGCCGCCUGAGCUUCGCGCCGAGCUCGACCUCAACCACCCGCCCGAGUUCUUUCCCUCGCUUGCUCGCUCCGGGACAUACACCGUGCCGUCGAUCGACGACGCCGCGGGCUAUGCUGAGCUGGUCGCUGCCAUGACCACGCUCGGCUUUCCUGCCGACUCCCAGACCGCGCUCUUUCGCCUCCUUGCCGCCGUUCUUCACCUCUCGCGCGUCUCCUUUGUGGCCGCUGCUGGCUCAAAGGGCGACGUGGCAAGCGUUGCUGACGGCGCCGUCCUCGCCGACGUCGCCCGGCUGCUGGGCGUCUCCGCCGAUGGCCUCGGCAAGGCCCUCACCUCACACACCAUCGAGACCCGUGGCGAAGCCAUCAACAUUCCGCUCUCACCAGAGCGAGCCGACGAUACCCGUGACUCGCUCGGUGCCGCCCUCUACGACGCCAUGUUCUCACACAUUGUGACACUUAUCAACGCCUCAAUUUCGUCACCGGCGCCAGCCGCGGCCUCCAUUGGCGUGCUGGACAUCUACGGCUUUGAGAUUCUCCACUCCAACACCUUUGAGCAGUUUUGCAUCAACUACACCAACGAGAAGCUCCAGAAGCUCUUUAUCGACCUCACGCUCUCGGCCGAGCAGGCCGAGUACGCCGCCGAGGGUAUUGCCUGGGUCCCAGUUGACUACUUUGACAACGGCGUCAUCUGCGAGCUCAUUGAGGGCCGCGGUGGCGUCUUUGACGUCCUCGACGAAGAGACCGUCCUGCCCAAGACUUCCGAUACCUCGUUUGUGGCCAAGCUGGAGGUGACCAAGCCCGGAUCGUCGCCGUACUUUGCGCUGGCCGCCACCCACCGCGCCCUCAAGCUCCCACGGCUCUCGUUCCGGGUUGAGCACUACGCCGGCUUUGUCGAGUACACCGCCGUCUCGUUCCUCGAGAAGAACAAGACCAAGACGUAUCCCGACUUUGCCUCACUCCUCGCCGCAUCAUCCGAGGCCCUGCACGUUUGUCUCGCGCCAGCACUGGGCGCAGGCUCAACGUCGGCUUCCUCCCGCCGCGGCGUCCGCAAGCGAGCCGCCACCACGGUCUCGGUCUUUAAGCGCCAGCUUGCCUCGCUCAUCCAGACGCUCACCGCCUCGCACGCCCACUACAUCCGGUGCAUCAAGCCCAACGACGAGCGCUCGCCGACAAUCUUUGACUUUGAGCGCGUCGAGCACCAGAUCCAGUAUCUGGGCCUGCUGGAGAACGUCCGCGUCGCCCGCGCUGGGUUCUGUUUCCGCGAGCCUGUCGACUCGUUUGUGGCCCGCUACAAGAUGCUCGCGCAAGACUCGUGCUGGCCGCACCCGACCGGCCUCAGCCUCCCUCAAGCUGUCCACGCCAUCCUUGCCGCCCGUGGCAUCGACAAGAGCCAGUACCAAAUGGGCAAGACCAAGGUGUUUGUCAAGGACCCGGCGUCAGUGUUUGCACUCGAGGAUGCACGCACCGCCGCCCUCCCGCGCCUCGUCACACUCAUCCAGGCCUGGUGGCGCGGCGUCGCGACUCGGGCCGCACUGGCUGCGGCCGCGGCCGCCACUACCAUUGCCACAGCCUGGCGCGCCUUUGUGGCCCGCCGGUUCUUUGUCGAACACCGUGCCGCCGUUCGCAUCGCCCGGGCCUGGCGGAGCUUUGGGCUUCGGGCCUGGUGCGCUCGGGCGCUUGCAGCGUCGACCAUUGCCCGGGCCUGGCGCUGCUCUAAGGCCCGCGAGGCGAGGCGCCACCAAUUGGCUGCGCGCGACAUUCAGCGGACUGCGCGUGGCUUCCUCGCUCGCACGGCGGUUGCCCGGACUACUGCCGCCUCGCGGAUCGGCGCUAUUUGCCGUGGCCGUUACGUCCGCGCCCACAUCGAUGACAUCACCGCCGAGGCGCGCGCCGCCAAGGAACGCGCCCGGCAAGACGCCGCGGCAGCGGCCAUCCAGGCACAAGUCCGCGGCCUGCUCGCGCGGCGCGCGUAUGCGCGAGCGAGGGCGGCGACCAAGAUCCAGGCCGCGUGGCGCGGCCACGUCCAGCAACAAGCGUACAUCAAGAGGCGCGCAGGCGAGCGGGUGGCGUCGUUUGUGCUGCGAGUGGCGUUGGAGCGACGGUUUGCUCGUGCCAAGGCGGUAACUCACAUUGCAGCAGCAUGGCGCGGGCGGGUGGCGCGCCUCGCGUUUAAGCGGCUCAUGGCCGCUCGCAAGCUGCAAAAGUGGAUCCGUGCUCUCUGGGCUGUCCAGCUUCUGUCCGGCAUCGAGCAGGCGCUGGCGUCGCUGACUCCCAAGGUGUGGCCGGACGCGGUGGUCGACGGUGCGCAGGAAGAUGCUCGGGCGACACUCUACCACAUGUAUCUCGCGUGGCGAGCACGGGUCUAUCGCGACGCGUGCACCGAGACCAAGCGCAUCGCCAUGUGGCGGCGAGUCCGGGCCUCGGAGAUGUUCAAGGCGAGCAAGGCCAAAGUUUACGCGGCGUCGGUCCAGCUCGCGUUUGCCGGCGACGCGCUCGGGCUCGGCACCGCCGGAUCCAAAAGCGCGCGCGAGUUGGCCAAGGCCAUGGCCAAGGUGGGCGACGAGUCGAGCAUCAUCUUCUCGGCGCCCAUCGCAAAGGUCAAUCGGUCGUUCAAACACGACGAGAACGCGGUGGCGCUCAGUCGCCGGCACUUGUUCCGGCUCAAGGGCAAGUCGUUCAAGGUCAAGUCGGUGACGCCGAUCGAAGCCAUAUCCUCGCUCUCAUGUUCGCCGUUUGGAGACUGCUACAUGGUGCUCACGUUUGAUGGCGUCGAGCACCACGACAUGGUCUUUGCCUGCGAGCGCCUCGUCGAGUUUGCCGUCCGCCUUCUCGACCAGCUGCAGGCCGUGACAGAGGCCGGGCGCUCUGGCGCGACGUCGCACGUCGCCGCCGCAUCCCGCAUGGCAGCCGCAACGUCGCACACCCACGCCCGCGUCGAGUUUGGCGACCGGCUCGUGUUCCAAGAGCCCAAAGGUGAGUAUGUGCUUCUGUUUGACGCGUCCAGCGAGGCACGGCCCGACGGCCAUGGAGGCGGCUACAAGAUCGCCAAGAUUAAGGGCGCCAAGAACACGGGAAAAGUGGUUGUCCCCCCGUCUUGACUCGUAAACGCUAUCCGCACUCUGAA